Messenger RNA from Osmia bicornis bicornis, 4967 nucleotides. RefSeq names its product dachshund homolog 2 (gene dac). The transcript is spliced from 12 exons. Lineage: Eukaryota; Metazoa; Arthropoda; Insecta; Hymenoptera; Megachilidae. The coding region runs from base 1039 to 3384 and encodes 781 amino acids. The record is from RefSeq and is a predicted model, not a curated record.
CUCGACCGAGAGAGCGUUUGCCACUUUGAGAACGAGCGACGCGCGUCCCUGCGAGUUACCGCCGCAGCCGCAGCCGCUUUCGCCGUCGUCGUCGCCGCUGCUGUCGCCGUCGUCGUCGCCGUUGCCGUCGCCGUCGCCGUCGCCGUCACCGUCGCCGUCACCGUCAUCGUCGUCACCGUUGUGCUCGUCGUCCUCGUUACCGUGGUUGCGAUCGCUGUCACGUCGCGACAGCGUUCUUCGUCGUAGUCCUCGUUACCGUGGUGUUCUCGUUGCGGUCGUGCGCGUCGCGCGUCACUCGUUGACGUCGGAUUUCCGUCGUGUUCGCGCUCUUCGUCGUCAAAGAGGAUUCCAAGUUCGCGUUGUUUCACGACCAAGCCUGUUGUUGCCCCGUGUUCUUUGGUCGUCCUGUGCUCCAGUUCGUUAGUGAACGAACAGAGGCAACGCGUCGCGAAGAAAUCUGGUGGUUGGUUGAUAGUUGAGCGAGGGGCAGCUUGGCUGCUCCUCGGGCGAAGCCGGCCAGCACGCGGAACACGGACCUGUCCGCAACCAGAACGAAGCCGAGGUCGUGGCCAGCAUCGAGUUACGGUCGCCAAUUGUCAUGGACACGGUUCAUCCAGUGGUUGUGCACAGUGAAAUCGUUACGUAUCUAUACACGGUCCAACGUACUCCGUGAGACGCGGCAGUUAGCUCGAGUGACAGUGAGACUCGCGGAAAAUCGAUUGGCGAGCACGUAUCGCGUGGCCGAUCCUGGGUCGACGCGACGCACCUCAUCGGCUGGUUCCGGCAGCCGGCCGGCCGUUGGAACCAAAGGAAAACGAUCAAUUUUAGUAUGCGUUGAGACUCGCGUGGUCGUCAUCCUCGUAUCUCGUGGUGUCCACGUGGCGAGAAUCGAAGGCAAGACGAGGAGGAUAAAUAGGAAAGGAGAAACGGCUGUGGGCCGUUUCGCCGCUACACCGUAACAUUUCGUGGAAAGGUUACGAAAUCUUAAGAGGAAGGUGGUCGACGACAACGGAGAGACGCGUGCCCUUUGGACGCCCGAUGGAUCACGGAGCGAUGGAUAGCGCUUCCGAUCACAGCAGUCGCGCCAGUCCCGUAACCGGCAGCCCGAAACAUCCUCACAGUCCGUCGGCACAACAAGCUCAACAGCAACAACUCCACGGUUCCCAACAUCAACCACCGCCGUCGCACCAGCAGCCUCAUCCGCGGGACCAACUCCGCGAUCAACAAUCGCAGCAGCAACAGCAUCGCGGUGUUCCCACGCCGGGAUCGCCGACCAGAGGUUCGCCACCUCAAGGACUUCCGUUGAGCCCGCCGCCUCUUUCCGCCGGGGGAGCACCCGGUGCACCGCCAGGUAUGGUGCCCCGAAUGCCGGGAUUACCGCCACCGGGACUCGGACUGCUCGGUCAACUCGGUGGCAUGCUAAGCGGUCACCAUGGCUCACCGCUCGAGCUGAUGGCGGCCCAUCACGCCGUUCUACCCCCGAGAUCCUACAAUAGCCCGCCGCCGAUCAGCACCAGCGAUCCUACCGCGAACGAGUGCAAACUGGUCGACUAUCGCGGUCAAAAAGUGGCCGCGUUCAUCAUCGCCGGGGACACGAUGCUUUGCCUGCCGCAAGCGUUCGAGUUGUUCCUCAAACACCUGGUCGGUGGCCUGCACACCGUCUACACAAAACUCAAGAGGCUCGAUAUAGUGCCGUUGGUGUGCAACGUCGAACAAGUUAGGAUUCUACGCGGACUCGGAGCUAUCCAGCCUGGCGUCAACCGUUGCAAGCUGCUUAGUUGCAAGGACUUCGACAUCCUCUACAGGGACUGCACAACAGCCAGCUCCAGGCCAGGAAGACCACCGAAGAGAGCCUCCGUUGGUCUGAGUCUCGCAGCCAGCCACCUGGCAGCGGCGACCGGCCACCAUCCUCAGCAUUCCUUGAAGAAGCACAGAAUGGACAACGGGGAUUACUACGAGAACGGGCAUCUCGACGUACCGAGGAUGGAGAAGUCGCCGUUACUCGCGAACGGCUACAAUCACCCGCCCACGCAUCUCAGCCACAUGCAAUUCAUGCAACUGGGUGGACACCCAGGUGCCGGACACACCGCCAUCCUGUCGCCGGCUAGUCUACCGCAUCACCUGCAGGCUCAGGCACAGGCGCGAGCCGAACAGGGCUUGAAAGCGAACCCGAACAUGUCGAACAUGGAGGCUUUCGCGAGGUCCGGGACGGUUUGGGAAAACUGCCGAGCUGCCUACGAGGAUAUUGUGAAACAUCUCGAAAGGCUCCGCGAGGAGAGAGGAGACGCCGAGAGGGCACUAGCAUUGGACCAAAAACCCAGGGAUCUGAGCUCGCACAAUGGUUCCUCGAACGGUCACAGUCCCGUGCUGAACCUGUCAAAGACGGCGGGAAGCGGAAGCGUGGGCGAGCACUCCGGAAGCGAGGCCGAGGCGUCGCAUCGUUCGCAGGACGACGAGGAGGAGGACGACAAUCUGUCGGAGGAGCUGGACGACGACAACGAGAAGGACGAAGAUUUGUCGGACGUCCCGGAGAACCUGCCGUUGCCCGCGCCGGGAUCCGAGAGUCCUCAGGCGUUGAACUACUCACAGAUAGCCUCAGCGGCGGUGGCCGUUUCUCAGGGAGGCCAGGAUCCCUCGGUCUCGAGUACGGAGACCCUGCUCAGGAAUAUCCAGGGCUUGCUCAAGGUCGCGGCCGACAACGCGAGGCAACAGGAGAGGCAAAUCAACUACGAGAAAGCCGAACUGAAGAUGGACGUUCUUCGGGAAAGAGAAGUGAAGGACAGCCUCGAGCGUCAGCUUCAAGAUGAGCAGAAGGUUCGAGUGAUGUACCAGAAACGAUUAAAGAAGGAACGAAGGGCAAGGAAACGCUUGCAGGAACAGUUGGACCUGGAGAUUAAGAGGCGCACGCAACUUGAGGAGGCGCUGAAGGCAACGGGGGCUUCCUCCGAGCAAGUCAGAGCGAUUACCGAAAAUGUAACGGUGGAGGCGCGUACGAGUUCAGAGCCACCGGAAGCCAGUCCGGUGCACUCGCAGUCGCAACAGCAACCAUCGCAGCAACAGUCGUCCCAACAACAAUCGUCCCUUCAGCAACAACAACAGGCACAACAAUACAGAGAGGCCCAAGUGCCGCGUCCUUCGCAGCAACCUUCCACGCCUGAGAAACCUGCAUGGGGUUACGGCUUGGACCUGAUCGGUAGCCAAGCGUCCGCCUUCUGGCAGAACUAUCAAGAGUCGCUGGUGCAAGAACUCGAGCUGGAGAGAAAAUCGCGGCAGCAUCAAGCGGCCGAGAGGGACCAAGUCAAGUCUCCUCUUCAAGAAAACGGAGGUGGAAGGAUGCAGGGAAGAGGAUGGGAGCGGAGAAGCGUGGCCGAAGAAACGGAGUAAAUCGAAUCCGGUGGACUAUUAAAAACGCGUAGUGAUUUUCAAUCAUAAGCGACAGUUCGAUAAAAAGUGGCGAGUGGCGGCUCGAUCACAAAGGGCCCCUAAGGGCCGAUGAGUCGACCGGUCUCUCGUAUUUACGAACGCGCCCGAUACGAGCCCAUCCUCGCUCUCUCUUUCUCCAUCCCCAAUGUCUUCGCUAGCUCUCGUCCCUUUCGCGUUCAUCUACGUCUCGAGAGGCAAGGAUAAUUAGUGAGCGGCGCCGCUUCCAAGCGAACGAUCAUCGAAUCAUUCGCUUAGUCUUCUCUCUUCUUCAUCUUCUUCUUCUUCUUCUUCUUCUUCUUCUUCUUCUUCUUCUUCUUCUCAAGCUCGUUCUUAUUCUUCUUCUCGAAUCACCGUCGCCGCGACUAGCCGUCCAGUUCGCGUUUUUAAUUUCGAUGUCGAUCGAGCAACGAGCAGAAAGAAAAUAAAGAAACACACCGAGCGAUUUACUCGUGCGUUACCGACCAGACUACGUAAAAUCCAUGAAGACCACGGACAACACCGCACUCUUGACCCGCUUCUGUUUCAGAAUCCCGAACGGGUUACUACAAGAACUCGGUUCUCUUUACGAGCGCGACCUAGAAGAGGCUGGACGACGCUAGAAGAGGAGCAGAUCGCUUAGCCAGCCAAAACGAGUGACGAUCGAUCGAACGAGAAGAAAGGAACGAACACGGGCAUACGAGCAAACGGACAGAGACUCUUCGUCGUGAUUUUUACCAGUGAUUCGCGCGUGACGAACGAUGCGAACACAACAGACUUAUAGAAACGUACUUUUUUCGUAUAAAGUGUGCGACAGAGUGACGAGAGAAACACGAACGAGAAUCGUUUCCGACCCAUGGUCGAACCGAUGGAAACACACAUAUCAGCCAAGGUGUCGGACGUUCCUUCGUUUCCGGUUUGCGACCCGCGAAACGGGAACGUCGUAGGCGGAUUUAUAUAUGCGAGCGACGUACCACGUGUCCGUGGAUGCACCGAUUAGAGCCGGAAACUGUCGAAACCGUGCGACUUGCUCGUUUCAAAAAUUAAAUAACUUUUAAAGACUGCUUGAGAGUGCGUGCGCGCGUGCAUGCGUUCCUAGAGGUACCUAUCUCCUAAUUAUCGAACGACUUUCAAUUAGCUAAUCGUGUUAAGCUGUACACGGGACGAUCGGUCGCGCCUCGCCGCGUCGGUUUCUCGAGUAUUAUUAUCAUUAUUAUUAAUAUUAUUUCACCGAGGCGGCGUAUCGCGUGAUCCGAUCGUCGACGAACAAAACGCGAGUCUCGAGUCGAAUCGACUUUCGUUCGAUUCUUGCUUUAAUCUCUCGACCAGGAGUUUUACGACGAACCGCGACUCGAUUUUCUGUAUCAUAUGUGAGAGAGAGAGAGAGAGAGGGAGAAAAAGAGAGAAGCUCCGCCAAUAGAAAAAGGGAAAGAGAGAAAGAGAGAUGGCGGGAAAGCGUGCGAGAGGAUGGAGAAUUCGAAACGACGAAUGUAAACGAAGGUGGAUGGACCUGGAUCACGCUUCGAAUAGAGAAAAGGUAAAAAAAAAACCACGUGGAGCGUGAUAUG